CACUACAAUAUGACCACGUUGACAGCUGGCAAUCUGAAAGUAUAGUGUACAUACACACUAGAAUGACAUGUAAAUGUUGGGGUGUUUCGCGAAUACGUGUCUUCAUAACCGGCUGUUUACAGAAAACUAAAGAACAGCUGUGGUUAACGAUUCCUCGAGGCAGAUAUUGAUGUACGAGCGGAAGAUGAUCUAACGUUCGGGUUCGGGAUCCAUCGUGCUCAUGUUCAAUCUAAACAGCGUGUUGUUUUCUAGCGCCGCCGCCGCAGAGACUGUCACAGACAAAACCGAAAUUAACAAUGUAAAUCUACGCGAUGAAUUAAAGCAGGAUGUGGUCAGCAUGGAUCAAAGUAUUCCAAGAACAGGCGAGAACGCACGGGAACUGGGUAUUUCAGUAAUAAGUGAUCUACACGGGCACGAAGUUUGCAGCUUAUCAGCCUCUAGUUACACCGACAGUCUCGAAGCAGACGAACUAUCUCAAACCGGAAGUGACAUAACCGGAACCGAAUCUGAAAAAUGCGCAAAGAAGCGAAGGUCUCGGUUGCCCAUUAUGAAACGUUUAAGCGACACUCCAGACAUCACCAAUAACAACUGUCUCAAAUCCUACUCACAGCAAAAUGGAAGCCCCCAUCACCAGUCGCUUCCAGAGUCUCCCUAUGGAACUCGUUACAUAGCCAGAAGUCAGAGUGUGACCGAACUGUACAGUGGUCGACCCAGGACGGCGAAAGACACAAUAACGAGUCGCAUGCGGUUUGACAAGCACCACAGCGACCACGACCAUCUGUCCACCAGCGAGGAGUAUGCCACUCCCACACAGCGCAAGGAUCAAAUGAUCAAGAGUCUGAAGAAGCAGAUAAAGCAAAUAGAACAAGUGAAAGCAGCCAGUGGGCAGGAAGAGCAAAGUCUGCUGGAGCUGAAAGAAGCAGAGAUCAAGCAAUUGAAAGAAGACCUGGCGACCACCCAGGCCAAAUGUGAAGAACUGACGAAUUCCUACGAAGAAUCGGUGAAAUCUUUGAACACCUUGGAGGAGACACUGGCCCAACUCCGGGAAUCAAUUUCCCAGGAGAAAUCCAAGCAUGAACUGUUGUAUCUAGAGAUGUACAGGAAGGGACAAGAGUCUGCCAGAUUUGAACGAGACGAAGAGUUGGAGAUGCUGGCCACUAGUUCGAAACAUACAAAGGUUUCAGUUAAAGAGGUUGUGCGCAAACUCAGCAGGACCCAAUCAGAACUAGCCAGGUGGCAAUCUCUGAGGCGAGAAGAAAUAUACGCGGAAGCAGACAAACCGGAAACGGAAGCAGACACGAUUCUACGCUUCCUCAAGGACUCGUUCAUCCACUACGUAACAGACGGGAAAGAUUCAGACGAUCACCUUCGAGCCAUUGUUAGAAUCUUUCAUUAUUCUGAUAUACAGAAGAAGAAAAUCGAACUGGCUCAGAAAUCUCGUAAAAAUGGCAAACAUUGAAGUCAGGGUGGCGCGACAAUCGUCCAACUAUUUAAGACAAAGUCACCUGGAUUACGUGACCUACAAUAUACACUGUGUACGUUUCUCUCCCACUGACGCUUGCUACCACAAUCCGUUUUGAACAAAUUUUAAGCAGCUAGCGUUAUCUAUAUAUGAACGAAGUUAUUUUGUCCAAUUUAUGGUUUUAUAAUCUUAGCAUGUACCGAAAUAUCUGUAACAAUAUUUUAUGCAUUUAUAAUUAAUUUAUAUCCGCGGACACAAGGGAUGUCAAGGGACUCUGGAUCCCCUCCCCGCCUUUUCGUGCUGGGGUGUCGUUAAACAUCUGUUCUAUUAGAACUAUUCCAUCCCCCUGACGAAAACAUGUACAUAUCUUAAAGUGUGUUUCCCGCUAAUAUAUACAACUUCCAUUUAAGUAUUUGCAUGUAGACGCUUACAAAAAACCCACAAUUCUAUAUGUGCGCCUAGUAACAUGUGAGAUAUACUAGUAAUCACUAUGUAGUUGGUUGAAUUAAGUGCAUUUCUGAACAUAUUAGAUGUUUAUGUUUAGGCAAUUGAACAUAUCAUUUGACAAUGCCAAAUUUAUGGUGUCUUUGGUUCAAUGUGUUACACAGUAAUAUGAACAGUGAAUAUAUACAUAUUAUGUACAUAGACCUAUAUAAAUUAUUGCAUGAACGGGAGUGCUAUGCGGAAUUUAUGAAACGAGUUUGGGAAUUUUUAAUACUCCGAUAAUGUUUGCAUUUUUAGUAGGACAAGAGAUUGUAUUGGUUAUAUCCUGGAAAAUCAGUCGGCACUUUCUAAAUAUUUGUAUAUAAUAUGAGAGAGAGAGAGAGAGAGAGAGAGAGAGAGAGAGAGAGAGAGAGAGAGAGAGAGAGAGAGAGAGAGGAGAGA
Messenger RNA from Gigantopelta aegis, 2347 nucleotides. RefSeq lists its product as uncharacterized. The transcript has 4 exons. The record is from RefSeq and is a predicted model, not a curated record. Lineage: Eukaryota; Metazoa; Mollusca; Gastropoda; Neomphalida; Peltospiridae. The coding region runs from base 221 to 1459 and encodes 412 amino acids.